GAAGAUUUGACGGUUGAACGGAAUGAAAACAAGUUGAAGAAGUUGGGGUUGAAGAGGUCUUCCGAAUAGGAGGCACGAGUGCUUGAAAAUUUCGAUAGAAGUAAAUAGAUAGAUAGAUAGAUAGAUAGAGAGAGGAGCGAGCGAGGAUGUCUGUAUCGGUUGUUGUUUCUCCUCCGCACAUAAUCGGCGCCACGAGUGCGGCCCUGGCCCUGGGCUGCUCUCCACCACUCUAUUCUCCGCAUUCCCCUCGCAUUUCUGUCUUUUUAUACCCCCCUUCCACUCUCCCCGCGCCUUAUCCACCGCGUCCUUCUUCAAAAAAUAGAGUUACUUCCUCCUCCUCCAGCUCCUCUGCCGCCUUUGCUUUUCUCCAUCACACCCCCGCAACCGCAACCAUGACCAGAGGGCCACGUGGGUUUCUCAGCGCCUCCUCCUCCUCCUGCUGCUGCUGUAGCUUUAGAGCUCGCUCACCUGAUCACUUUGAGAGCGCUGAUGACGAUGAUGAAGAUGAAAGUCCUUCUGCUGAUACUGAUGAGGAGGAAGAAGAAUAUGCCGACGGGGAUUUUGGGUCGCCUGAUAGAUGGGACGUUUUGGGCCUGGGACAAGCCAUGGUCGACUUUUCUGGGACUGUUGAUGACGAGUUCCUGGAGAAAUUGGGAUUGGAAAAGGGAACAAGGAAGCUUGUGAAUCAUGAAGAGAGAGGUAGAGUUUUGAGAGCUAUGGAUGGUUGUAGCUAUAAGGCUGCUGCUGGUGGGUCUCUUUCCAACACUUUAGUGGCCUUGGCAAGGCUUGGUAGUGGCUCCAUUGCAGGCUCUACCUUGAAUGUAGCUAUGGCAGGGAGUGUCGGGAGUGAUCCAUUGGGUGAUUUUUACAGGACCAAGUUACGUCGUGCGAAUUUGCAUUUUCUUUCUGAACCUAUCAAGGAUGGGACAACAGGGACAGUGAUAGUUCUCACAACUUCAGAUGCCCAGCGUACAAUGCUUGCAUAUCAGGGUACAUCUUCAACUGUUAAUUAUGAUCCAUGCUUGGCUAGCACAGUUUGCAAUACAAAAAUAUUUGUAGUCGAGGGUUAUUUAUUUGAACUUCCUGAUACAAUCAAAACAAUUACAAAAGCAUGUGAAGUAGCACGCAAGAGCGGUGCCCUGGUUGCAGUUACAGCAUCAGAUGUCUCCUGCAUUGAGAGACACUAUGAUGAUUUCUGGGAAAUUGUUGGAAACUAUGCGGACAUUGUUUUUGCAAACAGUGACGAAGCAAGAGCAUUCUGCCAUUUUUCCUCAAAGGAGAGCCCCGUUUCAGCUACAAGGUAUCUGAGCCAUUUUGUUCCCCUGUCAUCAGUUACUGAUGGACCAAGAGGGUCUUACAUUGGUGUAAAAGGAGAAGCUGUAUAUAUUCCUCCUUCUCCAUGUGUACCAGCGGACACUUGUGGUGCUGGAGAUGCAUAUGCGUCGGGAAUUUUGUAUGGUAUUCUACGAGGAGUGUCAGAUUUGAAAGGAAUAGGUACUCUAGCGGCAAGGGUUGCAGCCACAGUGGUGGGGCAGCAGGGCACACGACUUAGGGUUCAAGAUGCAGUAGAGUUGGCAGAAUCAUUUGCAUGCCAUGUUGAUAGUUCCCGCAUUAGAUCAGACAUUGGAUCAGAUCAUUUAUCCAGCUUCUAAUUUAAUUAGGACCCUUUGUUGAUUUCGCAAAAUUCUUUUGUGAGAUGUAUUCGUUCAUAUUUGUACAUUUUAUUGUAUAACAUUAUGGUGCAAUGCAAAGCUCUCUUGGAAGCAAAACUUUUAAUUUAUA
Molecule: messenger RNA, 1782 nt
Organism: Malus domestica (apple)
Lineage: Eukaryota; Viridiplantae; Streptophyta; Magnoliopsida; Rosales; Rosaceae
Molecular function (GO): kinase activity
Source: RefSeq, a predicted model, not a curated record